GAGGGUAGAAAUGCGAAAGAAGACGCACAAAUCCACCUAGGUUGAUUUGGUAAAAAUGAAAAAAAAACUGUAUACUUUUUAGCUCGAUCUUCGCGUAAAUUUGAUCGAAAACAUUUCCGCUUAUGCUUUCGAUGGACUCUCUUCUCUAAAUCGACUUUCAUUGGCUGGAAAUUAUAUAAGGUACCUCGAGAAAGAUCUUUGGGCUGGACUCAACAACCUUGAGGAGAUCGAUCUUGGUUGGAAUGAAAUCAAAAAUGUAACUGAAGAUAUGUUCUCUCCCCUGGCUGAAAAGCUCACUUCGCUGAACCUAAGGCAUAAUCCGCUCAACGCAGUCCCCACAACAGGUCUCAAGAACCUCAAAUCCCUCUACUUGAGCGAGUGUCCUCUUACGACCAUAAACUCAGAGCAAUUGAAAGAUUAUCCUAAGUUGGAGGUAUGCCAACAUUUCACAUGCAAUAUAGCCAUCUUCGUUACUAUAUUGCUACCAACCAAGCCUGAUAUAGCUCUAUCUUAA
This is a messenger RNA of Cylicostephanus goldi, 514 nucleotides long. The record is from the annotation of a GenBank genome assembly. Lineage: Eukaryota; Metazoa; Nematoda; Chromadorea; Rhabditida; Strongylidae.